AUGGUCGCCUUCAGAUGGGUCAUCGGUACAGCUCUCGCAGCUUCCACCGCGCUGGCGAAUGACUUCGCCCUCGCCGGAGUGUUCAUCCACCCCAUCCUCGCAAAGCGCCAGAACGAGUCCGUCGGCUCCCCAUCCUAUAACUGCCAUGACAACUGCGGCCAGGCGAUAAUAGAAGUCCGCAACUGCAACGCCACCAUCUGCGACGACGAGGUCUUCCAGACAAACUACAAGAACUGCCUGCAGUGCGCCGGGCCCGACAACGAGGACAUCUGGAAGUACUACGGGGAAAGCAUAGAGACCGCGGCCGCCUCAUGUGGCCUCGACACUGAGCCGCUCGGCGGCCAGCAGGAGUCCGUCGGCACGGCCGUCGUGGCCAGCAACAGCACGUCGGCGUGCGAGGCUGCCGCGGCCGCCGGCUCCGAGUCGUCGUCGCCGUCCGCGUCCGCGUCGUCCACCGGUGCUUCUGCUUCUGCCUCCGCUUCGGCUUCUUCUUCGGCCUCUGAGUCUGCUGCGUCUGCGUCUGGCACUGCUUCCUCGGCUGCUAACGCCGCGCCUACGGCUGUUGCUGGCGUUGCUGCCUAUGGUGCUGUUGCCGUCGGCGCUCUGUACGCGAUGGGGCUCUGA
Diaporthe citri is the source of this 624-nucleotide messenger RNA. RefSeq lists its product as uncharacterized. Lineage: Eukaryota; Fungi; Ascomycota; Sordariomycetes; Diaporthales; Diaporthaceae. The transcript is spliced from 3 exons. The record is from RefSeq and is a predicted model, not a curated record. Bases 1 to 624 code for a protein of 207 amino acids.